Molecule: messenger RNA, 3671 nt
Organism: Alligator mississippiensis (American alligator)
Lineage: Eukaryota; Metazoa; Chordata; Crocodylia; Alligatoridae
Gene: SZRD1
Product: SUZ RNA binding domain containing 1
Exons: 5
Coding region: 165-635 (156 amino acids)
Source: RefSeq, a predicted model, not a curated record
CGCGGGCGGCGGGCUGGCGGCGGCCGAGGAGCCUUAAAAUGGAAGAUGAGGAGGUCGCCGAGAGCUGGGAGGAGGCGGCCGACAGCGGGAAGCACCCUCUGAUUGUGUGAACUGGACUAGAGGACCUUGUGACAUCCCUUUCAGCUCUACUUCCCCAUGAUCCUAUGAACCAGACCUGCUUGGUGUGGCAUGGUUUUGAACUCCAGACAAAAAAGAUGUCCGUGGAAAUAGAUAGACGGUUGGAAAAGAAACUGAAGAUCACACAAAAAGAAAGUAGUAGAAAAUCAAAAUCUCCUCCCAAAGUGCCGAUUGUGAUUCAGGACGACAGCCUUCCCUCAGGUCCUCCCCCGCAGAUCAGGAUCUUAAAGAGGCCCGCAACUAAUGGCGUGCUCAGUAACCCCAACUCUGCGAGCAGACCAGCCUUUCCCGUGAAGUCUCUGGCACAAAGGGAGGCAGAAUACGCAGAAGCCAGAAAACGAAUUCUGGGCAGCGCGAGCCCAGAAGAGGAACAGGACAAACCCAUUCUAGACAGGCCAACAAGGAUCUCCCAGCCAGAAGACAGCAGACAGCUCAACAAUGUGAUUAGGCAGCCACUGGGUCCUGACGGUUCACAAGGCUUCAAACAGCGCAGAUAAAUGUGGGCGAGAGAUCAUGCUGCCGAAAGCAGGGUCAGCUGCCACGGGUUGCACUGCCGUGGUGGACAAAUGGACUUGAGCAAAGGGAACUACCUGGUUUACUUGCACUGUGAGCCCCUUUGCUCUGCCCACUGUGACCUUGAACCCCAUGCACUGUGACCCCCCCACCCCCCCCAUUCCACCCACUGUGAUUGGCACACCGACAAGGGCUGUCCCAAGUCACUGUAAAAGGAAGGGGGGGCGUUAAGGACUCAAACAGGUGCAGUGUGUUGUGUGUGCCACUUCAGCCGAAGCUAGCGCCAGCAAUAAUGUUUGUACUUAUUAACCUGGGAUUUAAAACAAAGAUGGGAAACUUCCCCCAAAGCGCAUGUUGUCUUCAUCACUUCAGAGCAAGUUCUGUUUCAAAGAUUUUUUUUUUGUUUGUUUGUUUAGUUUUUGUUUUGGUUUGGGUUUUUUUGGGGCGGGGGGGGCUUUGUUUUAUAUAUCAGAUCAACUUUAAACCAAGUGCAUGGGAAGGGUUUUAACCGUUUAGUUUGUUUUAAUUGAGAGAGGUAGUUGAUAGCAUUCUAAGAAAAGGAGUUUCAACGACUUUCCGCCAGGAUUUGGCAAGCUUAGCUUCCUGAUCUGUAUUUCCACUGCUGCCAAGCCAAUGGAAGAGGACUCCCAGGCUUUCUAAUUGCCUUGGCCCUGGAAGCUGAUGGAGUCCAGUGGCCUAGUUCACUUACUGCACCUGUUAUAAGCUUGACUAGUUUUCUGCUGGCUUGAGGAAGGAACAUCCUUUCGUAUCUGGGGGGAAGGGAGCGUAGACGGAUCCCACGGAGACCUCCUGCGGCCUCCGAGAAAGCAGGGUGAAGGAAUAGGGCUCUGUUGCAUCCAGGUUUACAAGCUAGGAAUAGACUAGUUCAGUACUGUACUGGCCCAUGGCAAAUGUGGCAACGAGCUAUGCUCUGUAAAGCCUGUGCUUGUCGAAUGGCUGCCAUACAGUAGGAGGCAGGACAGCCACCAGGUACAAACCUUGAAGCAGUGUGGCUUGUGAAGGACUGAUGGCUCUAAUCUUUCAGUGAUGGUACAAUUCAGUGCUGUACCUGAUGCAUUUACUUCUAGGAAUCAUAGACACCGGGAACAAACCCUGUUCAAUAAACUUUGGAAAAACUCCCUGUUUUCAUGCAUUGCUGGUGGUAACAAGUGGCUUUUUGCUAGGCUUCAGGCAACUGCUCACUUUUUUUGCUUCUCUAAACCCUGGAAAGAGAAAGGGGUCUGAGGUAGGGUUUCAUCUGGCAGUCUGAAAACCUUCCUGGAUUCCAGCCAUGGAAGAGAAAUUUAAGGUACCACCAAAUUUAUUGUUGCAGUACAUUGUCAAAUACAAUUGCUCCACGGUCUCUCCUGUGUCCUACACUGUCUGGUUUUGUUUUGUUGCAUUGCCUAACUCUUAUGGUAGAUGAGAAAACUGACCUACCCUUCAUGGUAAUUGUCUUGAGGGAUUAGAUGAACACUAAGAUGUCUUUCUGAUGGGACAAAGAGAAGGCAUCUUGUAUGUUGGAAAGACUCCAGUCCUAGAGGGGAUUCACCGUGUUGCUAGGGUCUCUUCCUACAGGCAGAAAAACUGACUGCACCUUUUUGACCUCUGUCUGCCACCACAGAAGGUUUAAACCAUUCCUUCAGCCAAAAUUGCCCAUGGGCUUGUCUGCUUCAAGCUGUGUUCCCACAAAUUGCCUUUCUCCGCUUCUGGUGUUUGGAGGAUGUAUUCUGUACUGGCAAAAUAUGGUCCACCCUCUCUGUGCUCUGUAGGUUGAACGGUGGACAUUUGAACCCAGCCUCUUCUACCUGAAAGGAAGCAGCUGUACAAAACCUCUACCUAGAGCGAGGUGUGUGGGAGAUUCCCAGCCAGUAAACUGACACACGUACAGAGAUACUGCAAACAAAUUACCAGAAAAAAAAAAUCCUAUCUAUGUGCAAAACAUAAUCUGCUAGAAUACAGAUCUGUUCACUGACUUGAUCUUCUGUCCCAUCGCCCUGUGUGAUUCCCUGAAUCAGGUGAGCCCUCAAUGGUUGUUGUAAAGAUUUCUUUUUUUUCUUUUACUCUGCUGUAAUUUGAGAGGUGGCCAUGUGUACCGAUGUCCCCUUCGGCCUGGAGUCAUUUCUCAAAGGCUGUAAUCUGAUGUUUACGGAACUUCCUCUCAGGUAGGGCUUGGCACGUGCCCCGGGGCACCUGUACAAGCCAGAAGCAGCUGCAUCGCAGGAAACGUUAUCUUUCCUUCACAGUGGUGGCAAGGAGAAACCCAUGGGGAUGGCUGGAGAGAGGAGGAUGGGCGGGGGUGGGGGGGAGGGGGGGGACAAGACAGCAAUAACUAGUCACCACGCCUUUCCUUAACUCUCAGUUAAAAUAGCUAUUACUUCAGAUGGCCAGCUGCCGCAAAAGCCUCUUGACGUAGCUUCAGCUAUCUUGCCAAUGUUAGGACAACGGUAUCCUCUUCUCCUGCCUGCUGUCCUGUGCAGCAGAGCCUAAAAUUUCUUGCUAGUUGCACAUAGGACAGAGCCGGCACCUCCAGCAUCAGCCUCGCGUAAAUUCACAUUAGUUACACGAGGGGAGGUCAUCGCAGCACCCGUCUCCAGCUUCUCCAUCCCUAUAGCACGAUCAGUCAGGAUGCUUCCAGCCUGCAGGCAGGAUGGGGCAGCAUCCCUGUAGACACCCGCCACCGGGCCCCUCCUAGAUGGACAGUAGGUGAGCGAUCCUGUCCGGAAAUCAGUGUUGGGAUAAGUCAAAUGCCUUGUCUGCAGAGGGGCUAGAGCUUUUGUUCUAAUACACGUUUAUAGGGGUUUUUUGUGUGUGUUCUUAGGGGCACUUUACGGUUCUCUCGUGUGUGCCUGUGUGCGUAUGUGUGCGUUCAGGUGGUGAGAAGUGCAAAGCUGUGUGCAUCCGACACACAGGAUCUAGCUAGAGCCGCCCGUCUCCCCAUGGAAGUGCUCCUAAGUAUGCAGAAAAACAUUUUAUAAAUUGUAUUUUAAAUAAAUGUGUUUAAACUUUUAAAAAAAAAA